AUGGCAAAUCUUGCGUCAAUUCCCCAAGAAUCCAACAACGAUACAUUAACAUCAAAUACAUCCGCUACCACAACAAAAGAAAUUAAAGAUGAAAUGGACAUAUUUGGCGAAGCUGAAAAUUUGUGUGAUUUUUUCGUAGAACCAGAACAGCUGAAUAAGUUUGAACGAUUUGAUCCAGAUCCAACGAUUUACAAUUCAUACAUAAUCAGUCAUAACAAUGCACCGCUAAACACGCUAUCAAAUCGUCGAAUAGAAGCCUAUUUGAAAGGAUUUGAAGUCGACGCAAGACACCAUGCAGAUUUGGACGUUGCUAAUAGAAGCACCGUGUCGCAAGAGACGUUGCUAUAUUUUAUGAUGGGAUGUCGUGAAAGCUUAUUUGUUUCAUUAGAGAAAAAUGAGGAGGAAUCUAAUGAUUCAAGAUAUUACUGGAUUUUACCGUCAUAUUGUGUUAUUUGUGGCAAACUAUUCCACGAGUCAAUUGAAUGCCAGGAAACUACAUUACAAGAAUGUGACGAAUUUACCACAGUCGACGACGUAAAGGAAUUGGUAGACGCUUUAAAUCAAUGCACAACACGAAAAUUCGAUGUAAUCGAAUUCACACGAAAACCCGAUAAAAAUUCAUACGAAGUCAACGACGAGAUAUUAUGUGCGCAACAUGAUGAAAUAUUACGUCUAGUUUCGGAAAACAAAGUGAACAUCAACAAUCUAAAGAUCGUAAAUUAUAAAUUCACAAAAUCAUCAUUAAUAAGACUUGGCGAAGCAUUAGCAACAAACACAAAAAUAUCAAAGUUAGACAUUUCCUUUAAUGAAAUAACCCCAAAAGUCGUCAGCGCGAUGACAAAAGCGUUAAAAACGAAUCGAACAUUAGUUGAAUUAUCAAUGAAACCCUCUGGCUAUAAAAAAAUCAAAAUUGAAAUUAAUCAUUUAGUCAAUUUACGACGUGUUUUGGAGGAUAAUACUCGCUUGGAAAAUUUCUCAUUUGAUCAAAGUAUUGCGAGUCAUGUAAAAACACCGGUUCGUAGGGAAUGGAUCAUCGAAGAACUGGUGAGCUCGAUUCAAAAUUUGAUGUCUCGUAGUAUUAUCUACCGAGAAAAUAAUGCAAUUGCGGCAGGCCAACUAUUACGAUUAUUUAGGGCUUUAUUGUUUAAUAAUCCAACAAAGAAACAAAAGAAAUUUACGUGGCCCUUUGAGAUUUGGUCGAUAAUUAUCGAAAUAUUUUGCGAAAAUGAACGAGUGUUAGGUGAUAGUUUUCGACGGGUAUUAAUGUUUGCGAAUACAAAAAAUACAUUAUUAAAAACGAUUACGAAAAGAAAUUUUUUAGAUUAUUAUUGUAAUUUGGUACCAUUGGAAUCAUUAUUAGUCCCUCAAAUCUGGGAAAAUGAGCGCAUUUAUAAUGACCUAUAA
Ambispora gerdemannii is the source of this 1404-nucleotide messenger RNA. NCBI's taxonomy places the organism in Eukaryota, Fungi, Glomeromycota, Glomeromycetes, Archaeosporales, Ambisporaceae. The record is from the annotation of a GenBank genome assembly.